AUGGCUAGCAACUUCUCCGACAUUUCAGGGAAUUCGCCUGUGAAGGAAUAUGAAAACCAUUUUAAGAAACGCAGUGAACCAGCACGACGGAUCAAGCUGUUGCCUCUUUCCGAAUUAUCCAGUCCUGGAGUCUAUGAAUUUGUUCCUAGUAAGACUAUGGUUAAUAAAAUGAAGAAAAUCACGCACAAACGCGAGCUCGUGGAGGCCGUGCGCAAGGCCAAUACUCCAAUAAUGUUGCCUGGACGAGAGACUGGUUCGAAACGCAGUUUGCAAGAGGAUACUGGAAGCAGUGUAAUGCUUGAGUUAAAUGCUGGUCAGCGAGAUAUUGAAUAUCUGGAAGGCGGGGUGCAUUUAAAUGCUCGAAAAUUCAACGAACUUAAACUCAUGGUGGAUCGAAGACAGCGCGAGCUUCACAGUCUUCUGGACGAGCUUCGAGUUCUGCAACUUGAACACGAAACACUUAGCAAGAUUCAAAACCAGGAUACUCCUGUAUCCAAACGGAACAAUCGAAUCAAGCAGGAAAUAGCACAGUGUACUGCUGGAAUGGAAGAGCAAAUGCACUCGCGGCGGCAACUGGAACACAUGAUUCGACGGUUGCAAACAACCCAGCUGCGUGUAGAUGCACAACUCACUGGAAUGACCACAGCAGUUAACAAUAGUGAGCGAGAAGUAGAAGAAGUACAACUGCUUUGUCGACAGCUCGAAGUAGGUAAAAGUCGUGCGGUUCAGUUUUUGCAGGAUGUGCAGUUGCAGAUACAAGUCGAGCGGAAGGCUCGAGCACGAGAUUUAGGAGACCACGAAGUGCGUGCAAGAAAUUCUCAAAAGAUGGAAACGUGGCGAUUGCAACGUAUUAAAGAGCGUGAUGAAAUGUUGGCUGAAUUGCGUGGCGACUUGUCAGCUGAGGAGGAAAGUCGAAUGUUGCUGAACAUUAGGAAACGAGAACAUGCAAGUGAAGCUUUAAACGCUGCUAACUUAAUCAAAGCACAAAAAUUUGCAGAUUUCGAAGCUUUGCUGGAUGAAAUUAAGCUAACGACAGGAGCCGCAAGUUUAACAGACGUGGUCGAAAAGAUAAAUGCUCAAGUCGCCACGAGCGUAUCACUGGAUAAGGAAAAGUUGGAAGCUGAGGAACGUCUUCUUGUCAGUCGGCGUAACAAAGAAUUAAUGUAUAAGGAGCUCAAUGAGCUUAAAGCGUCGUAUGUUGGGAAUCUAAACCUUGACCGCGAUUUAUAUAGCAGUCUGGAAAACGAAAUUCGACAAGCAAAAGUGACCCUUAGGGUCAACAAAUCUGCCGUUGAUCAUCUUAACGGAGUCAUGUCAGCAAUUCGACAGGAAUUUUCCGGGCUGGCGAAAAGACUCCAACCUUUUGAUGAUAUUUUGGAAGGUGGCCAUUGCCGUGUAGUAGAAGAGACUUCUAAUGACACAGAUUAUGAUAACAUGAUUCCAGUAAGCUCACAGUCAUCCUUUGGAACAAACUCAUUAACCAUGAUUGAGCUAAAGCUCACCAAAAUUUUCGAGAUCGUGGGUCAAUCGAUUUUAUCCGUCAACAGCUUAAGUGAGUAUGCCACUGCUUUUACAAAUGAUGAUGCAGGUGAUGAGAACACCCGAAACAACUUGGCGGAAGAGGAUGCAAGUGUUAAUUUGCUGGAAGACGACAACGCAAUGUGGUCCCCCAUUGCAAACAGCGAUCUCCAUCUUCACAAGAACAACAUUCGAGUUCGUCCAGCAGGCCAAAAUGGUGUCACUCUCGCUAUCAGCACCGAGGGACAGAACUCUGCUCGUACCGAAGCUUCUGCGGGCAAAAUAAAUCUUGGUGAAGAAAUAUGUGGAUCGGUGCUAUCGCGCGAUAUUUUGAAACAGACCAGUUCGCGUCACUAUACCGACGUGAUGCGCAAGAAAGAGCUGGCAGAAAGGCGUAAAGUGGCUAGCGAAAGAGGCAUUUCUGAUGAGGAAAUGAUGGCCAAAUUGCGAAAACGUAAUCAGGUCGAAACGAUUACUCGACUUGCGACGUCCCCAUUACGUCAUGGCGCACAAGUUUUUCUAGCUAGAGCUGCGAGUGGUAUUAAAGAUGUAGCUGUCGGCUCAACAAGCGUCUCAUCAUUAGCUAUUGCAACGCAAAUGCAAUUUAGUGAUCUUUAG
Molecule: messenger RNA, 2136 nt
Organism: Plasmopara halstedii
Lineage: Eukaryota; Oomycota; Peronosporomycetes; Peronosporales; Peronosporaceae
Exons: 4
Coding region: 1-2136 (711 amino acids)
Biological process (GO): cilium movement; outer dynein arm assembly
Cellular component (GO): cilium
Source: RefSeq, a predicted model, not a curated record